Molecule: messenger RNA, 2173 nt
Organism: Musa acuminata AAA Group (dessert banana)
Lineage: Eukaryota; Viridiplantae; Streptophyta; Magnoliopsida; Zingiberales; Musaceae
Product: non-specific phospholipase C6
Exons: 4
Coding region: 313-1860 (515 amino acids)
Biological process (GO): phospholipid catabolic process
Molecular function (GO): hydrolase activity, acting on ester bonds
Source: RefSeq, a predicted model, not a curated record
AGUGUUGGAUUUCUGUAAUGGCAUACUGUUCACUGUUGGUCUCUGUCCUCGUGGUCUUUGACCAUUUGGCCUCUUCCUCGGCAUCAUCUGCUCGUAACACUCCAUGAAACCAAAAUUAGGCUUUCUCGAUUUGUGCAGAAGCAACCUACCCUGUAUCGUUCACCGUGUCCUUGCGCUGCCAGGACUGAGAAAGCUUUCUCACGAUGUCUUUGGUGCAUAGAAAAGCUCUGCUCCAGAGAAGAAUUUAGAAGAUCCGUGGAGUUCAGGCAAGAUUUCAAAGAUCUGUUCUAGCUGCAGAGAGGCUACCAUACCAUGCAAGGAUCCGAGCACCAGCUCCGCGUUCUUCUCUUUCUCAUCGUCGCCUCGCUCCUCCACCACCCCUGCUGUUCCGAUGCAGCAAGGCGGCCAAUUAAGAGCGUUGUGGUGCUGGUCUUGGAGAACAGGUCCUUCGACCACAUGCUUGGCUGGAUGAAGCAGUCCAUCAACCCAUCCAUCGACGGCCUCACGGGUAGAGAAUGCAAUCCUCACUCCACUGAUGACCCCAAGUCUCAGCUCAUCUGUGUCUCCGACGACGCGCAGUUCGUCGACCCGGAUCCAGGCCACUCCUUCGAGGAUGUCGUGCAACAAGUGUUUGGCUCCGGUGCCGUUCCUUCCAUGUCCGGUUUCGUUCAGCAGGCGCUGACCAUCUCGCGGAACCUGUCGAGCACUGUCAUGAAGGGGUUCAACCCCGAGAGCGUCCCGGUCUUCGCAGCCUUGGUACAAGAAUUCGCGGUGUUCGAUCGUUGGUUCUCGUCGAUUCCCGGGCCAACGCAGCCCAACAGGCUGUUCGUGUACUCGGCAACCUCCCACGGCGCGAUACGCCAUGACAAGUUCAACCUACUUUUGGGCUAUCCACAGAAGACCAUCUUCGACUCGCUCCAAGAAGAUGGACUGGACUUUGGUAUCUACUUCAAGAACAUACCCACUACUCUGUUCUACAGGAAUUUGAGGAGGUUGAAGUACAUUUCCAAGUUCCAUUUCUUCUCGACAUUCAAGGAUCACGCGAGGAGAGGGAAGCUGCCAAGCUUGAGUGUUAUAGAGCCGAGGUACUUUGAUUUGUUGGAGCAUCCAGCGGAUGACGAUCACCCUUCUCAUGAUGUUGCUAAUGGACAGAAGUUGGUGAAGGAGGUGUAUGAAGCACUGAGGUCAAGCCCGCAGUGGAAUGAGAGCCUUUUGAUAAUUACUUAUGAUGAGCAUGGGGGCUUUUAUGAUCAUGUUGCGACACCUUAUGAGGGUGUUCCAAAUCCAGAUGGAAUUAUGGGACCAGAUCCUUUCUUCUUUAAGUUUGACAGAUUGGGAGUUCGAAUUCCGACAAUUAUGGUUUCUCCUUGGAUCAAGAAAGGAACAGUGAUGAGCAGACCACAUGGACCAAGUUCAACCUCAGAAUUCGAGCACUCAUCGAUUCCUGCAACCAUAAAGAAAUUGUUCAAACUUAAAUCAGAUUUCUUGACGAAGAGGGAUGCAUGGGCUGGCACCUUCGAAGACAUUGUGGGACAUUUAACCUCGCCUAGAACAGAUUGUCCUGAAGUAUUACCUGAUGUUCCUCCUCUGAGAAACAUCGAUGCAAAAGAAGAUAGGUUGCUUUCUGAGUUUCAGAGAGAGUUGGCUGAGUUAGCAGCCGUCCUUAAUGGCGACUAUUUCUUGAGCAGCUUCAGCCAUGAAACAAGCAAGCAAAUGAAGGUCAGGGAGGCCAGUGCAUAUGUAAAUGGAGCUGUUUCAAGAUUUUUAGAAGCCGGAAAACAGGCCAUGAGGUUAGGAGCCGAUGGUUCAGCUAUUGUAAAUAUGAGGUCAUCUCUGACUCGUACAACCAGAUCCCCAUGACCGAAAAAAAUUUCAAUCGUAUCAGUGUUUCUUCUGUAUCAUGCUCCCAAUCUAUACAAAGAAUGGCCUGCAUCUACUCAGGAUUGUCUUCUAACUCAGUCAAGAGAAGAGAUGGUCAUGAGCGUCUUUCAGAGUGCAUGCAACUAUUUGUUUUAUUUGUGUGUGUGUGUUCCUUUGAUCUUGUGCUUGCAGUGCAAGUAAGUUGUCUUUGUUGAGAUAGGUAAGAACCGAAUGUAAUGGUACAGACAAAACUCAUAUUGAGAUAAUCGUCGAUUGCCUAUUGUGCUAGUAUGCAAAUUGCAUUCUCCUUUCA